This is a messenger RNA of Protobothrops mucrosquamatus (brown spotted pit viper), 768 nucleotides long. RefSeq names its product complement C1q like 3 (gene C1QL3). Lineage: Eukaryota; Metazoa; Chordata; Lepidosauria; Squamata; Viperidae. The transcript is spliced from 2 exons. Bases 1 to 768 code for a protein of 255 amino acids. Gene Ontology annotation, molecular function: protein binding. The record is from RefSeq and is a predicted model, not a curated record.
AUGGUGCUACUGCUGGUCAUCCUCAUCCCGGUGUUGGUGAGUUCGGCGGGCACAUCGGCGCACUACGAAAUGCUGGGCACCUGCCGCAUGGUCUGCGACCCCUACGGCGGAACCAAGGCGCCCAGCACGGCGGCCACGCCCGAUCGCGGCCUCAUGCAAUCGCUACCCACCUUCAUCCAAGGCCCCAAGGGCGAGGCCGGACGGCCGGGUAAAGCCGGGCCUCGGGGGCCCCCAGGAGAACCAGGUCCGCCGGGGCCGGUGGGCCCGCCGGGAGAUAAAGGCGAGCCUGGGCGCCAAGGUCUACCUGGCCCGCCGGGAACGCCUGGCCUGAACGCGGCCGGGGCGAUCAGCGCUGCCACUUACAGCACGGUGCCUAAGAUCGCCUUCUACGCGGGGCUGAAGCGCCAGCACGAGGGUUACGAGGUCUUGAAGUUCGACGACGUCGUCACCAACCUGGGAAACCAUUACGAUCCGACGACCGGCAAGUUCACCUGCUCCAUCCCGGGCAUCUACUUCUUCACCUACCACGUGCUCAUGCGGGGCGGCGACGGCACCAGCAUGUGGGCCGACCUCUGCAAGAAUAACCAGGUGCGAGCUAGUGCCAUUGCACAAGACGCAGAUCAAAACUAUGAUUACGCCAGCAACAGCGUGGUCCUACAUUUGGAACCAGGAGAUGAAGUCUAUAUAAAAUUAGAUGGUGGAAAAGCACAUGGAGGAAACAACAACAAAUACAGCACAUUUUCUGGAUUUAUAAUUUAUGCUGACUGA